AUGGCCUUUCCAAUGAGCGUAAUUAUCCUGCAGUGCAGUAACUUUAUCUAUUUCCUGACCAGCCUUAUCUCCUUGAUGGUGAUGGCUGCUACAGCAGACAAGACUCUUCAGUCCGUCUUAUGGUCUUUGGGAAAAAAUACCAACGUCGACGAAAUGUCUACCAAGAUUCUGCUAGCCCCGUACAACUAUCUUAUAGGCCACCCUGGAAAGUCCAUUCGCUCCAAGAUGAUUCAGGCUUUCAAUCACUGGCUGCAAGUUCCUGCAAAGUCCCUUGCUACCAUUACCCGGGUUGUUGAAAUGCUUCAUAACGCUAGCCUUCUAGUUGACGAUAUUGAGGAUGACUCUACCUUAAGACGUGGAGCUCCGGUAGCCCACCAUAUCUAUGGUAUGGCUCAGACGAUCAAUUGCGCCAAUUAUGCAUACUUUCUUGCUGUACAAGAGCUCCAAAAAUUGAACAAUGUCCAAAUGAUGACAAUCUUUUCAGAAGAGAUUUUGAAUCUACAUCGUGGCCAAGGGAUUGAGUUAUUCUGGCGCGAUUCCAUUACAUGCCCCACGGAAGAAGAAUUUAUCAAUAUGAUUAACAACAAAACUGGUGGACUCCUUAGACUCGCUGUGCGACUGAUGAUGACUGCUAGCAACGUAGAAAUGGACUAUACUCGCCUGGUCAAUUUAAUUGGUAUUCAUUUCCAAAUUAGAGAUGACUACAUGAACCUCCAAUCAAAACACUAUACUGAUAGCAAGGGCUUCUGCGAAGAUUUGUCCGAGGGCAAGUUUUCGUUCCCGGUUAUACAUUCCAUCAGAGCAAGCCCCAAUGACCCCCAAUUACUGGAGAUUCUCAGGCAUAAGCCUCAAUCAAUUGAACUCAAGCAAUAUGCACUUAAACUCAUGGAAGCAACAAAUACAUUUGGCUAUACCAAGCAGUAUCUUCGUGACUUAUUUAUUGACAUCCAACAAGAAGCCUGUAAAUUCGGCAACAAUCCUGUGCUCGAUAAAAUCUUGGUUCAAUUGGACGUUCAGGAUUGA
Umbelopsis ramanniana AG is the source of this 1023-nucleotide messenger RNA. RefSeq lists its product as uncharacterized. Gene Ontology annotation, biological process: isoprenoid biosynthetic process. Bases 1 to 1023 code for a protein of 340 amino acids. Gene Ontology annotation, molecular function: prenyltransferase activity. NCBI's taxonomy places the organism in Eukaryota, Fungi, Mucoromycota, Umbelopsidomycetes, Umbelopsidales, Umbelopsidaceae. The record is from RefSeq and is a predicted model, not a curated record. The transcript is spliced from 6 exons.